This is a messenger RNA of Triticum turgidum subsp. durum (durum wheat), 756 nucleotides long. The record is from the annotation of a GenBank genome assembly. Lineage: Eukaryota; Viridiplantae; Streptophyta; Magnoliopsida; Poales; Poaceae.
AUGGCGAAGUUUGCUCUAGGGCACCACAGCGAGGUCACCGAGGCCGGCUGCGUGCGCGCCGUGCUCGCCGAGGCCGUGCUCACCUUCCUCUUCGUCUUCUCUGGCGUCGGCUCCGUCAUGGCCGCCGGGAGGCUGGCCGGCGGCGCCGACACGAUCAUGGGCCUGACGGCGGUCGCGCUGGCCCACGCUAUGGCGGUGGCCGUCAUGGUGUCGGCAGGGCUUCACGUCUCCGGCGGCCACAUCAACCCAGCCGUCACGCUCUCCCUCGCCGCAGGCGGCCACAUCACCCUCUUCCGCUCCGCGCUCUACGUGCUCGCGCAGCUGCUCGGCUCCUCCCUCGCCUGCCUCCUCCUCGCCUUCCUCACCGGCGGCGCGGUGACCAUGCCAGUGCACGCGCUGGCCGCCGGGGUGGGCGCGCCGCAGGGGGUGCUCUGGGAGGCCGUGCUCACCUUCUCGCUGCUCUUCACGGUGUACGCGACCGUCGUGGACCCGCGCCGGAGCGUCGGCAACCUCGGACCGCUACUGGUGGGCCUCGUCGUCGGCGCCAACGUGCUCGCCGGAGGGCCAUUCUCCGGCGCGUCUAUGAACCCGGCACGUUCAUUCGGGCCCGCGCUCGCCUCAGCGAAUUGGGCCAGUCAGUGGGUCUAUUGGGUUGGGCCGAUGGUCGGUGGCCUGCUCGCGGGGCUAGUAUAUGAGGGAUUGUUCAUGGUCCGGCCCGGCCACCAGCAGCUUCCCACCGAUGGCACCGACUUCUAG